CAAGCACUGCGACAGGUUCAUCACAUUUUUGGUGGCUGGCCACUGACUGUUGCAAAACUAAAAGACAGAUCGGUCUCAGCGGAUCACUGGCCGUUCCACGCUGAAAUGAAAAGACUAAGCUUAUUUAUGGGGAGGGCCACAGCAGAAAAUGGGCUCUGUCGGAGGUCUCCAGAUCGGCAUAAAAUCGCCUCGGUCACUCCUGUCUGCUACUACUUUGCUUCACCGUUAUCGUAGACCGACCAGGUAAAUGAGCUCUGCAGAAAUUGAAUCUUGCCCUGUAACUUUGGAGGUUUUACAGUGAUCGCUUUGCUUGUUUCUUUGUUAGGGUGCCAUUACCAUUUCUUCUUUAACCUCAGUUAGUUGACAGUAGGUGAAACACUCCGUUCAACUCACUGGGACUGGUUUUUUGGGGAGACAAAUAGUCGAGAUCCGUUUUUGGAGUUCGUUUUGUUUCAGAGGUGGCAUUUUCUGCGUCUCUAGUAUUAUUUCUAUAGGACAGCCUCUGAGCACUGCUGAUGCAGCCUCGCUGUGCUUUGCCUCCCCCCAUCUUCCUCGUGAGAAUUUUAAAGGGAAGCGCCCAGCAGCAGCCACUUCUCGGCUUCUCGCUGCCUCUCCUCCUAGCUGCCAGCAAUCUCUUGCGCUACCCUGCACAGAGAGACCUUGAGGCUGAGGCAGAGCUAGGUUGGCAGGCAAGCAAGCUGCAUGCGUGCAAUGCCUCAGGUGGACUUGGAGAGCCUGGUGUGCGGCGUGUCGGGCGCCGGGGCCGGGGACAGGAAGGUGUCGUGCGAGACGGUCAUCGCGGGGGGCAGCGGGGACGCCUCGCCGCCGCGGAUGCCGCCGCCGCCGCCGCCGCCGGACCCAGACUUCCCGCCGGACUCAAUAACCAUCCCCAUCGGCGACGAGGCGGCGUUCGUGGAGCUGAACCCGAUAUACGAACGGGACGACUCCACCAAGGGCAGCACCAACCCCAAGUUCGCGGCCGCCGUCGUGGCCAACCCCGUCGCGGCCAAGACGCGGUCCAACUCCACGCGCGUCGCCGGCGCCCCGGCCGCCGCGGCCGGCACCACGUUCUUCGGCCUCCCGGCCAAGAUCCGCCCGCCCUUCUCCCGCCGCCGGCCGUCGCAGGGCCGGAUCUUGGCAGACAAGCGCUCCGGCGGCGGCGGCGGCGGCAGCACGAGCAGCCGGGGCGACGGCGGUGAGGUGGAGCCGCGGUCGCCCAAGGUGUCGUGCAUUGGCAAGGUCCUGUCCGACCGGGAGCGCCACGGACGCCGCCGGCGCCGGCGCCGCGGGUGGUGGCACGGCGUGGCGGCCAUGUUCCGCUGCGACGGCUGCUGCCGAGCACCCCGCAGCGCUUCCAGGAAGAUGGCGUUGGAGGACGACGACGAGCAUCAGCCAGGCAUUGCCGGAAUGCGGAGGUUCAAGUCCGGGCGAAGAGCCGCUUCCUGGGGAGAGGAGGCCCUCGCGGCGGCGGUGGCGGCGGUGGCCGAGGAGAGCGAGGAGAAGGCGAAGCCCGACAGCCAGGACGCUGAGCAGUGGUCCCUGCGGCCGGUAAAUUAGGUUGGGGCGACUGGCGUGGGCGGGAAACGAUUGGACCCGGGAGAUUGUCACCGCUGGGCCCCGCUGUAAGUGACUGCUGGCUACUGCUGCUGUGGUUGCCAAUAGGUGAGCCCGAGGCGUCCGUCUCGAGCUGGCCGCCGCAUCGUCCGUCACCGUCAGCGAGGGAUGGGCUCCGGUUGGCCGGUGGCGAUCGGAGACUGACCUAGAACUGCGAGUUUUUUGGAUUUCGGUGGAUUGUUUCUGCUUGGGAUUUUGCACCCUGUUUGGAAGAGCUUGUUUGUUGAAACUUGAACCAA
Messenger RNA from Setaria italica (foxtail millet), 1853 nucleotides. RefSeq names its product putative histone-lysine N-methyltransferase PRDM6. NCBI's taxonomy places the organism in Eukaryota, Viridiplantae, Streptophyta, Magnoliopsida, Poales, Poaceae. The coding region runs from base 703 to 1557 and encodes 284 amino acids. The transcript has a single exon. The record is from RefSeq and is a predicted model, not a curated record.